Cadophora gregata is the source of this 1449-nucleotide messenger RNA. It is a transcript of the gene ENP1, whose product is annotated as snoRNA-binding rRNA-processing protein. The transcript is spliced from 2 exons. NCBI's taxonomy places the organism in Eukaryota, Fungi, Ascomycota, Leotiomycetes, Helotiales, Ploettnerulaceae. Gene Ontology annotation, biological process: rRNA processing. The record is from RefSeq and is a predicted model, not a curated record. Gene Ontology annotation, molecular function: snoRNA binding. The coding region runs from base 1 to 1449 and encodes 482 amino acids. Gene Ontology annotation, cellular component: cytoplasm; preribosome, small subunit precursor; nucleolus.
AUGCCGAAAGCUACGACACCUAUAUCCGGCUCUCGCCAAGGGCGGAGACAUAAUCCUCUCGAGACAGAUCUCACGGCAACUCCACUCAAGAUCAAGGGUGAGAAGCGCAAGUCAAGACACCAGGAUGAGGGCGACCAAUUCGUGGACUCGAAAGCAUCGCGGAAGAUUCUGCGCAUGGGACAAGAACUUGCAGAUGACGAUGCAGAAGAGAACUCUGUACAAACAGCAAAUACAGCCUUCGAUUUUCAAUCGAGAUUAGAGGACGACGAUGACGAGGAAGUGCCAGGACAAGAAGAGUAUGAGGAGUGGGGAGAUGAGGAGGUCGAGGAGAUUGAGCUUGCGCCGGAUGAUCUAGAGACAUUCAAUAAGUUCUUUCCGACUCAAGAAGAUCCAUUGCUGAGGCAGGGCUGGCCUGGUAUGGCAGACGAUGAGGAGGACGAAGGCCCAGGGACGAAUCUGGCGGAUCUAAUAUUGGAGAAGAUUGCUAUGCAUGAGGCAUCACAAGGCCCAAACGGUGGAAACUCUGCACCAGGACCAAUAGAUGAGGAUUUUGAGAUACCGCCAAAGGUUGUGGAGGUUUACACAAAAGUUGGGCUUUUAUUGUCGAGGUACAAGUCAGGAAAGCUCCCCAAACCUUUUAAGAUCCUUCCCACGGUUCCUCGAUGGGAGGAUAUCAUCGAAAUUACCCGACCAGAAGCAUGGACUCCAAAUGCGAUCUACGAAGCGACCAAGAUAUUCGUGUCGAGUACGCCGGCCACUGCACAACGCUUUUUCGAGAUGAUAGUGCUGGAGAGGGUGAGAGAAGAUAUUCACGAGACGAAGAAGCUGAAUGUACAUCUGUUCAAUGCUUUGAAGAAGGGUCUAUACAAACCAGCGGCAUGGUUCAAGGGGUUCUUAUUUCCCUUGGUUGGGAGCGGUACUUGCACGUUGCGGGAAGCCCAGAUUAUCUCUGCAGUUCUUGUCCGAGUUUCAGUACCGGUCCUUCACUCUGCGGCUGCGAUCAAGGGUCUCUGCGAUAUUGCUGCUCAAGAAUCCUCAGCAGGUACCGAGGGAGGUGGUGCGACAAAUAUCUUUAUCAGAGCUAUGCUGGAGAAAAAGUACGCUUUACCCUACCAAGUUAUCGACGCUCUGGUUUUCCACUUCUUACGAUUCCGCACGGUGGAUACAACGAACGGAGGGGAGGCUAUGUCAGGCGUAACUGGUGCUGGAUCAAAGGAUACAAAACUACCGGUUAUUUGGCAUCAAUGUCUGCUGGCGUUCGCUCAAAGAUAUAGGAACGAUAUCACCGAGGACCAGAGAGAAGCUUUGUUGGAUCUGCUACUCACAAAGGGACACUCGAAGAUUGGCCCGGAAGUCAGACGAGAAUUGUUGGAGGGUAGAGGUAGAGGUAUUCUUCUUGAGCCGGAAGCUCCAAGGUUCGAUAACGACGACACGAUGUUGGUAGAUUAA